CUGAUUUGGAAAUUGGAAAAAAUAAUAACCUCAAAUUAGUUAAUAUUAACUUUUUGAACGUAUAGAUUAGAAGUUGCGGAAUGAUUAGACAACAAUUUGCAAUAGCGUAAUUGUUUGGGCUAGUUCAUUGCAUAGAUAAUCAUAACGUGUAAGUAAACAAAGUACGGAAUUUAAUACAUAAUUGAAUUGGCAACUAUAGGUCUUAGGAGCUAGGGAGUUUGUUAUUAAAAUCUGUGGAUGUCGGCAAGAGACAAUGAGUAGCGAAGCUGCUAGGAAUCUGAAAGAUUUUUUACUGCAGUAUAAUAAAAUAUCAGAGAGCUGUUUCUCCCGAUGCAUCAACACUUUUGGACAACGUGAUAUGACUUUACACGAGAUCCAUUGCUCUGAUUUAUGUGUAAGCAAACACACUCAGUUGAAUCUCAAGGUUAUGUCUGUAUAUGUUGAAGUACAGCCUCAAAUAGUUCAAAAGCGAAUUGAAGAAAUGAAUAAAAAUCAACAAGCAAGUGAUGCACAAUCAAUACCAGUCAGUGAUAGCUCACAAACAGAAGUAGGUUCAGAAACAAUAGGCCAAGAAGCUACUGAAACCAGCUGAUCACCUGCUGGGCCCAGUGUGUUCUAGUCUUGUAUUGUCAAAUAAAAUGUGGUACUGUUACUGUUAA
Messenger RNA from Homalodisca vitripennis (glassy-winged sharpshooter), 659 nucleotides. RefSeq names its product mitochondrial import inner membrane translocase subunit Tim10B. The transcript has 3 exons. Lineage: Eukaryota; Metazoa; Arthropoda; Insecta; Hemiptera; Cicadellidae. Gene Ontology annotation, cellular component: mitochondrial intermembrane space chaperone complex. The coding region runs from base 254 to 592 and encodes 112 amino acids. The record is from RefSeq and is a predicted model, not a curated record.